Molecule: messenger RNA, 956 nt
Organism: Talaromyces proteolyticus
Lineage: Eukaryota; Fungi; Ascomycota; Eurotiomycetes; Eurotiales; Trichocomaceae
Product: DOPA-like domain-containing protein
Exons: 3
Coding region: 202-720 (172 amino acids)
Source: RefSeq, a predicted model, not a curated record
ACUGCUUCCUCUACUGCCUCGUGCUGCAAUGCUUGUAUUUGUAAUGCUAUGAAAUAUUGUUGAUCGGAGGUAGCCUUUCUUUGGGUUUACUCCCUCCCUGGAUUAGUUACUACUUGGCAAUCGAUCAACUGCUAUUCUACUCUUCUACCCCUCACUGGCAAUAUUUUUCUCGUUUCUCUACAAGCAUCAAAAUACUGGACGAUGGCAGACACUGUCCACUAUACGUUCCCUUCUCCUCUAGAAGGUUACGAGAACCUCGAGCCACUCACCGAAGAAAAAGCAGAGGACGGAAAAUCCUUGCUUAAUCUGCAAACUGGAAUAAAAUCCUCCGCGUAUACUUCUUUCCCCGCACCACUCGAUAACGGCCGUCGUGGCGGGUUCGAUGUACAUAUAUACUACAUACAAAGAAAUGCUGGACAAACCAAGUUCGCCCAGGAGCUUCAUGAACGGAUUCGUCGCGAAUUCCCCGAGCUACGCAUAUAUCGGUUCUGGGACAGACCCGUUGGUCCCCACCCAGUCGCCAUGUUCGAAGUGAAUCUUCUCAAUCCGGUCGAGUUUGGUGCUUUUGUUCCAUGGUUGGCGAUUAAUAGGGGCCCAUUAAGUGUGUUGAUUCACCCAAAUACAGUGAAUCCAGGGGAAGAAUUGAGAAAUCAUUCGCAACGAGCCAUAUGGAUGGGGGAACGAUUCCCCUUGGAUUUAGAGCCCCUGAAGGGGUUGUAAUUAAUUUUUUCCCCAACGGCUGGUGCAUGUUUUUACGAGCCUAGUCCGAUCAUACCUUCUAAUUUUAGGUCCGGUAGUCGAGUAAAAUCGAACUUGGAAAAGGAAGCAAGAAGAUGUACAUCAGGAUUUUCAAACUACUCUAUGGGCUUGAGGUGCGUGUUCGGAUUGAGACCCUGUGUCUCUUGGUUCCUUGACCUAGACUUUACUCAACUGCAUACCAUUGGUUUGAGGGAAAU